AUCAAUUUUCUCGUACCCGGAUAAAAGCUCAGCGUACACGGAAGUUUCAUCGGAGCUUUGGACUCGGUAGCUUUACAGAUGAUAUCCGACUGACAGGCAACAGCAUGAAUUUCCCACCAUUCGGAGGCCACUUUCCUGGCACGAUACCGAGCAUUCAUCAGUUCACGACCGAAGGCUCGGGCGGCGCCAGUGCACGCUAUGCCAAUCACUUUCCAAAUCAACCACCCAUCGGUGUGCCCGUCGUCGGCAAAUACAGGCCUGAGUCUAACAGUGUACAGAGCCAGUCUCAAGUGAUGAUGAACAACAAGGCUGCCUAUUCCAAUAGCAACGUUCACCAUUAUUCCAAUGUGCCCUACUCGCAAGCUCAGUCUGUGCAACAGAGGCCUUCCAAUUCACCAAACAUGCAGGACAAACGUAAUUAUCAUCAGAGCACGGAAUCCAUGAGCCAACAAGUGUGUAACUUGCUGCAAAGCAACGCCGAUAAAGAGAAAAACGCAAAGGACAAGCAGAAGCAAGCAGCCGAGGAGCAGCAACAGAGAAGCAACGGCGAAGCGACAACGAACGGCCAGCAAGAUUACAUGCAACAUCAGCAACAGCAGCAGCAGCAGCAGCAGCAACAGCAGCAGCAGCAGCAGCAGCAGCAGCAGCAUCACGCGCAUACGCAAACGCCGACGGCCACGAUGCCAGCCACGUGGCAGUCGCUCGCCACACCGGGAUCCACCGUUGCCGAUUACCUCAGUCACUUGCCCGCCAGCACUCUGCCGUUGAGCUUGCAUCAUUUCUUGAAGUAUAGCGCGGGUAGCAUCAAGAAAGAACAGGAGAUGGCACAGCAAACGACCACUGCCGUAGCUGCGGCCACCACCACUACACCUAACAUCAUGAUGUCGCCGAAUAACAAAAAAAAGAAGAAGAAGAAGGCGCCUAAGGAGAAGAAACCUCGGCCUAAGCCUGGCGAAAUACGACUGACAACCGCACUGGAUGGCUCAACCCUCUAUUGCUGUCCUGAAUGUCAUAUGGCAUACCCGGAACGCGAACUUCUGGAGCAACAUUUGCUAGGCCACACGUUAGAGCGACGAUUUGUAUGCGACAUUUGUGGUGCGGGCUUAAAACGCAAGGAUCACUUGACGCGUCACAAGCAAAGCCACAAUCCCGAAAGACCGUACGUGUGUACAGUGUGCCUGAAAGCCUUCAAAAGGAAGGAACAGCUCACCUUGCAUUUCGUCAUACAUAGCGGCGAAAAGCGUCACGUGUGCACGGAAUGUGGCAAAGGAUUUUACAGGAAGGAUCACCUGAGGAAACACACCAGGAGUCACAUUGCGAGGCGUGUCAAAGCAGAGCUUAGCCAAAACACCGGCGGCCAGCAGAAUCAGCAGCAGAGCAACGUGACAAACAGCUUGCAAGGGGGCAACAGCUCAAGUAGCAGCGUUCUCGCUGGCAGUCAUCCGGGUACUUUGCUCUCCUGAGCCCCGCCACCGGGGAACUUUCAAGUUCCCAAUCCGGCGAAUCUGUUGCAUUCCACACCACCAACGACAAGCAGCACCUCGCCCAGCAAUAGUAGCAGCGUCGCGCAUAGUCUUGCAGCUCAUCAUCAUGCUCAACAAUUGGCUGCCGCAGUUGCGGCCGCAAGCUCGAAUGCUGGCUAUCAGGCUGCAGCUGCGGUCGCUCACGAGCUCGGUACUUUUUUGGGCGCUCAUGCUAAGGAUUUCUGAGGUCGGCCCAUCACCUCUAAGAGGUAACCGUUUUGGCAAAUAUGUUGUUGCUGAUUAUGGGUUUCCGACUUGAUCGACGACUAUCGUCGGGCUUUCCUGCAAACGUUUUCCACACGGAUUUUUAAUACUUUCCGGAAGAUUCUACGAAAUUUUAACAUUUCAAUCUUAUCUAAGUUUUCUCUGGUAUAUGAUGAAUAUUAUCGAAAGCUUUUGCGUGAAAGUUUGAUAGUAGAGUCGAUUACAAUCCGAUGCCUUAAAAAACCAAAGGAAUACGAAAGUGACGGUGAUGAUUGAACAAUCUAUGACAAAGCUAUAAAAGUAGAGCCAAGACAGGAAGUGCGUAGCAAAAAAUAUAUAUGUACGCCGGAUAGGAUCCGUAAUUUCACCACAUUGUCGAGGUGUAUACGUGUAUGAAAUACCAAAUUUCUACAUAGAGAUUUAACUUAGGGAGCCUGAAACUGAGAGCUGAAAAGAAAAAUAUUUUUAUGCUAAAAGCUCGGCGCAAACUGGAAGAUUUUUUCCUUGUACGAAGAGAUGACGGAAAGCUGGUUUAUCAGUGCGAACAUAAAAGUGCAACACUCCGUGAACUUGUUCUUCCUUUUUUUUUUGAUAAUUUUUUAUUCUACUUUUUUCGUUGUUGUACUAGAGUGCGUUCUAGUUUUCGUUCUUUUAUUUUACAUGUGUAUUGGAAAAAAAUACAUGUCUAAUCGUUGAUAAUACUUACGUUUCGAUCUUAAAAAUAUUAGUUAACUUAAAGAUCUCUUAGAUUUAUUCAUGGGCAUUUCUUUCUUUCUGUUACACAUCACGUUGGUCGACUCACUAUGAUUUCGUUUGAAGUUAAGCCGUUGCAGUUAGGAAGAAUCAUUCUCAACUCGUACUCAUACAAGGCCUUAGCACAGUACUAUAAAUAGUAUAGCGAAAGAAAAAUGACGAAGUCGUGGCAAUAUUUUUUUAAGAUCGGAAAAUCGACUUCGACCCAGCGUGCGCUCCGAUUUUCGUUCUUUUUUUAUCUACGUUUAAUCAAUGUAUAUGGCGGAUAAUGUUAGUUGACUGCAGUAUUUUAUACUUUACGCUCUAGUGUUUCGAUGAACGUUUUUGUCGUCCUUAAUGAUACUUAUUAUAUAUGUAGCAUUGAUAUUGUAUACAUAUUAGACUGUAAGUUGAUCAUUUUUUUAUGAAAUAACGUCCAGAGUGAUUUUUUCCUUUUCUCUUGUCAUCUUUUACUCUUUCUAAACACUGUUCAACUUUUUUGAGAUCCCAGCAAUUUUGAAAAUUGAAUUCUCUGUCUAGUAAUGUCGUUACUAAUUUGUACUUAGACACGUGCCAUUUUUUAAUCGUUCCUUACGAUUCCUGCCCCCAUUUCAUACUUUGCGAAUAACUUUAUUGAAGUGGUUACUAUAUGUAAACGUACUGCCAAGCAUCACAAGGUUUUCUUCAAUAAGACUUUUCCGUCUAAGUGAUAUUACUGUCUGCGUGCAAAACCUGUUGAUCGAAAUUCGCGAGAAAAAAAUUGAAUGAUUGCACGACCGUGACAUUUCACGUUUUACCAGUAAGCAAGUACCAUUAUAUAUUUAUUACCUCCGCACAUCCUAUACAAUUAUCACACCUGCACGCGCGCAACGUUCAGCCGUCGUACCGUUUUCAUUCUAGUCGGUCGGCAACUCGACGCAACAAACGCGAUUUUCCUAUAGUCUAUUACUGUCUGCAACCGUUUAAUUUGCCUACGUAUACGUGCAAUCGAACCACCAUCAAGAAUUUUCAUUUCUCAUUUUUCGACACGAAUAUAAAGAGGGCGAUGCAGAUUUCAGGGCAAUUCAGGUUUCGUCAGAUCUCAACGUUGAAAACACGCUAUGGCAUAAAAGACAACUAGUUUAAGCAUAUAAUUUGAAAAGCUGCAUAUUGGUUGAUUAGAAAUACUAUCUGAAUAUAAAACCAUAAUAAAAGAUAAGUGAGCCGUACUAAUCUAAUCCACCGACAUUUUUAAUCGUAAAGGAUUAAAGUAUGAGGUAAGAGAGGAGAAAAACGGUACACCUUAGAUCAUACGAUUAGAGAAUAAGUUUGUAUACAACGUUACUUCAUUAGCGAGCGUGAUAAACUUGUACGAUUGAAUGUUUGUAUAUGCGUGAUUGUUUCGAGCAAACACUAGACCUGUAGUGGAUUCAUUUUGGCGUGUACAUAAGAGAAAAUACGUUUCUGUGAACAUAAACAAGCUUUAAUAUCGAUUAUUUUCGUAACGUAACUUUAGAAUGCUUUUGCAUGUGAUAAUUUAUUUUUGGAAUGCGAUGUGCAACAAACGAGAAAAGUUUAGAAGAGCAUCUCCUUGUCCAUCCGAUACACUAACAAAUAAUUUUGUUACGCGUGAAACAAAAUCGAUGCAGAGGCAAUUGUUGACAAGGAGAAUCUAUGGUCGUUUUGGAACGACGAUGACAAUGUGAUUGCUAAUAUUUGUUCUUCCUUUUGUAUUAGUAAUUAUUUUCGCGAUCUACUUUCAUUUUGCAUUGCACUUGCUGUCCGUUAUUUUUUCUUAUUGCACGUGAAAGCUCUUAUGUAUAAGGAUAUAAAUUCACUAGAUGUAGAUUAAGUAUUUUUAAUAAAAGUACAUGAAAAUGAAGAUACUUAUGUGACUUUUUGAAGAAAGAACUAUCGUGGCUUUCUAUUUUGUAAAACCGAAAGUCUGUAUUUUGUAAUAACGAAUGAAAAUGUGUUUUUGUAUGCUUUUUCCGAAGCAUCGCGCCUAAAAACCUUCAGUCGAAUAAUAUUAAACAUUUUAUCCGUGACAACAUACAAACAAAAGUCUUUGAUGGUCAAUUCAACGAUUUGCUCUGUUCGUUUUUGCUAAAAUUUUGAGAAAGCAAUGAGCGUCAGAUUUUUAUAUUUUUCGGUUGUAUGUGAAAAGUGAUUCGAAACUCUGUCGACGGGCUUCGAUGACUUUCUGAGCGUGCGAGUGGAAAUUUAUAAUGGAAAAACAUAUUUUUCUAUGGUGUCAAGAUUCUUCGACGAAACGAUAAUAACUUGAAUAACUUGAAGGAAAAUGGCAAAAAAAGGGCAAGAAUCAUUCAAAUUGAAUUAAAUUUUCUAUAUUUGGAGAGAAAUCCUUUCACUCGUCUAAUAUGUUAAAGCGCUUGAAUGUAUAAAUUUACAAGACCAAAUGUAUUUUUAGAGCACAGAAAAGUAGGUAUAUAUUUUUUGUAAAAAUCAAUUCAAGUCAAAUUGUUGCAUUUGCAAAGUAGAAUAGAUAUUUUACAAACUCAUAUUGCUCUUUGCUUAUAUUUGUUUGCAUAAAUCAAGAUUGCAGUAAACGGAUUUCUCGUCGUUCAUCAAACCUUUAUUGUAAACAAAUAAUCUGCCAGCAAUAUUUUUUAUUUUUUGCAAAAAUACAAACGUAGAAUGGUCGACAAUAAGAACGCAUAUUUUGAAAGAUUUCAGCUCGUUCCUAUUUGCCAUUCUUUUCAGUAAACUUUUUGAUUUGUUGAACAGAUUUUCGGAUGCAAAAAUACCGAAAGAUAAGCACUUGAAAAAUCGAAUGAAAAAAUCUGUAAGUGAAAAACUAAAAUAAUAAUAAUAAUAAUAAUAGUAAUAAUAAUAACAAUAAUAAUAGUAUUAAUAAUAUUAUUAAUAAUAAUAAUAAUAAUAAAGAAUGAAGAAAUGAUGGAAUGAAUAAAGUGCGAAGCUACACAAAGUCCUCGACAUAGUACAAAGCAUAAUAACUGUUUUUCAAUAGACUAGCGUGUAAAUGGAGAAAACUAAUGAACAAUAGUAAGUGAGCAAUAGCUUAUUUGUGGAAUGCCUUCGAUGACGAAAUGCUAGAAUAAACUGUGGAUUGCACAAAGAACAAACAGACAGA
Messenger RNA from Phymastichus coffea, 5553 nucleotides. Its product is annotated as ras-interacting protein RIP3. Gene Ontology annotation, cellular component: nucleus. Bases 105 to 1463 code for a protein of 452 amino acids. Gene Ontology annotation, biological process: regulation of transcription by RNA polymerase II. The transcript is spliced from 5 exons. The record is from RefSeq and is a predicted model, not a curated record. NCBI's taxonomy places the organism in Eukaryota, Metazoa, Arthropoda, Insecta, Hymenoptera, Eulophidae. Gene Ontology annotation, molecular function: DNA-binding transcription factor activity, RNA polymerase II-specific; RNA polymerase II cis-regulatory region sequence-specific DNA binding.